Messenger RNA from Lotus japonicus, 2621 nucleotides. Its product is annotated as putative zinc transporter At3g08650. Gene Ontology annotation, cellular component: membrane. Gene Ontology annotation, molecular function: zinc ion transmembrane transporter activity. Bases 452 to 2254 code for a protein of 600 amino acids. Lineage: Eukaryota; Viridiplantae; Streptophyta; Magnoliopsida; Fabales; Fabaceae. The record is from RefSeq and is a predicted model, not a curated record. Gene Ontology annotation, biological process: zinc ion transmembrane transport. The transcript is spliced from 6 exons.
UGGUUGAAACCCCCAAUCAGGUGACGUCAGCAGAGGGUUUUCUGCGUGCGCAUGUCGCUGGUUUUGAUCCCCCAAAAAUUCCAUAUACCCUCUUCCCAUUCGACCCCAAAUCCGAAUAAUUCCAACUUGCUUCUCCCAAAUUUGUCAUCUUUCUAUUCAUCAAUCCAUUUAGGGUUUCAAAGUCUUCUCCUUUUCCUCUGCAAUUUCCCCCCUUUUCGAAACAACAAUCACCCAAUCAUACAGGUUGGCCAUGAGGUAGAAACCUUAUACCAAAUGCUAGCUCAUUGCAUUUGGGGUGACUUUACAAAUUACACUCUUUCUGCAAUUUGGUAUCAACAUGUGUUGUUUCCUGAAUUAAGCUGGUAGAAUAGAAGCUUAUGGGGUUGUAGCUUCUGGGAGUUUUGAUUUGGGGCUGGUGGCAUAAAGGAAGUACUCCUUCAGAUUGAGGGAUAUGUUGCACAUGGCUCCAAAUCUGAAGCUAAGGUUAUGUGUUCCUUUGAUGUUGUUUUUAGUGUUAAGUUUUGUUCUCUUCGGCAUUUCGAAUGCUGAAUUGGAACAACAAGUUUUACAUAAGGUUAGAGUUGCUCCGCAUAAGGAUGUAGGAUCCAAUGUAAUUGGUGGUGCUGGUUUAGAGAAUUCCUUUAAGAUUGAGAAUGCCAAUAAUUUGAAGGGUGGAAGCAGUAAAGUUUCGGUUUCGACGGUUGCAUUGUUUACAUUGGCAAUGGCAGCUGCCACUGGUUUAGGUGCUGUGCCUUUCUUCUUUGUGGAGCUUGAUCCACAAUGGGCUGGGCUAUGCAAUGGAAUGGCUGCAGGUGUCAUGUUGGCUGCAAGCUUUGAUCUAAUACAGGAAGGGCAGGAAUAUGGUGCUGGAAGUUGGGUUGUAACUGGGAUUCUAGCUGGUGGAAUCUUUAUUUUGCUAUGUAAGAAGUUUCUUGAGCAGUACGGAGAAGUAAGCAUGUUGGAUAUAAAAGGUGCUGAUGCAACCAAAGUUGUUCUUGUUAUUGGAAUAAUGACUCUCCAUUCUUUUGGGGAGGGAUCUGGGGUUGGAGUCUCCUUUGCUGGCUCGAAGGGUUUCUCUCAAGGCCUGCUGGUAACUUUGGCUAUUGCUGUACACAACAUACCAGAGGGAUUAGCUGUGAGCAUGGUACUGGCAUCAAGGGGAGUCUCUCCACAGAAUGCUAUGUUAUGGAGCAUAAUUACAUCUUUACCUCAGCCUAUAGUUGCUGUUCCUUCAUUUAUGUGUGCUGAUGCAUUCAGCAAGUUCCUUCCUUUCUGUACGGGAUUUGCAGCUGGAUGCAUGAUUUGGAUGGUUGUUGCAGAAGUGCUUCCUGAUGCAUUCAAGGAAGCCUCAGCUUCUCAGGUAGCCUCAGCUACUACCAUUUCUGUAGCAUUUAUGGAAGCUCUUAGCACCUUCUUUCAGAAUUUCAGUCAUGAUUACAGCUCUGAGGAUGCUUCUGGCUUUUUUGUUUCGCUACUUUUUGGCCUUGGCCCAUUACUUGGCGGGAUUUUUCUGGUUGCAUUUGCACUUGCUUUUCAUCUUCAGCAUGCUCUCCUCAUGGGUACAGCUUGUGGUAUUGCCUUUGUUCUCGGCGCCUGGCGACCUGUGCAGCUAAUUUUGUCUUCAAAAUUGGGAUUUUUUCCUGUUGUGUCUCUCCUCCUAAUGGGGGCUGCUUUCAUCCAUUUUUCUUCUUCUGGGGUAUUGAAGCUUGCAGCUUACAAGAAAGCCUCAGUCAAUGACCUACCUACACUCACUGGCUUCCCAGUGAGUGUUCACACUCUUCAAUCAUUCAUAUCAUGUGGUGCGAUUGCUUUUCAUGCUUUGGCUGAAGGACUUGCGCUGGGAGUUGCUGCACCAAAAGCAUAUGGACUUGGUCGUCACAUGGUCCUUCCAGUCUCGCUACAUGGGCUUCCUCGAGGCGCAGCUGUAGCUAGCUGCAUAUUUGGCGCCACUGAUAGUUGGCACGGUUCUCUUGCAACUGCUGCCUUAAUUGGAUUUAUGGGUCCAAUUUCAGCAAUAGGAGCUAUUCUCACUGGAAUUGAUUAUAGUGGUCUUGAUCACAUAAUGGUUUUUGCCUGUGGCGGAUUAAUCCCUAGCUUUGGUACUGUAGUAAAGAGAGCACUUAGUUUGGAUAAACGGAAAAGCACGUGUGGCCUCAUUAUAGGUAUUGGUUUUGCUACUUUAUGUCUAACAUUCACUAGGUUGGUUUGCUUGCAUACACCAUACUGCAAUUCUGCGCCCGAGGCAGUUAGAUAAGACGCCACUGCUGCAUUUCCUGCAUGCUCUAUUGUUAAUGUUCUUGCAACAUUAGCUUACAUUUCUUUAGUGCACCCAUGGCAUGGUUGCACUAAUUUGAAGGGAUCCUCAAUGAAGAAACUAGAAAGAGCAAUUUCAAGGGGAUGUUCCUAAAGAACAUGCUGGUCUGUGUCAUAUUAUAGUUAUAGUUGUAUAUACAGUUAUACACAAGAUCUAAAUUUGCUGAACAAUGACAAACUAUUGAGGUUCUCAUUUUGGUUAUUUACACAGAGAAACUAAUAUUUGAGGGUGUUGCUGGCCUUGUUUUCUUAAGCCAGCUUCUUGUGAGUUUUGAUAUAUGAAUUCAUCGGUUUCCCUUUUUUGUGUA